AUGUUGAAUCACUCAGUGCCAGUCUUCUACUAUGCUUGCAGGUAUUGGCGACAUGAGCAAGGUCUUAUUGAUGAUCCGGCCAACUUGAAGAAUAUCCCUGUACUACUCUUCAAUGGCAAGUGGGACGAAUGUGUCUACACCAGGGUCAUGCAAGACACCUACAAGCAACUGCGGUUCUUCAUGAACGAGAGCAUGAUUUUCCAACGGUUUUCCACACAUGCAGCCCAUGUUUGGAGCUUGGACAAUGGCCAGUGCAGCUGCGGUACUUGCUCAGACUUUGUUGGAUCUUUGGAAUGUUGUGACUUGGUAUGGGUCUCUCUUGCCUCACCAGGUGAUUCACUCCGGGCAUUCUAUGGCGAGAUCAAGCCACGAAAGGUAGCCCAUCCAACGCUUGUGCACGUGGAUCAGUGGAAGUAUCUCCCACCAGAGGCUACCUUCAAUGCGACGAUUGGCGAACUUCCAAGGGGUGGGCUGUGGAAGUUUGCCUUGGUCUAUGUUCCCGAAAGCUGCAAAGAACGUGUUGACUCCUGCCGCAUCCACGUAAACUAUCACGGAUGCAUCAAGAAGCGGUUGGACCGCAGGCGGUUGUGGGUGUCUUGGUCAAGGCUAUAA
Messenger RNA from Durusdinium trenchii, 612 nucleotides. NCBI's taxonomy places the organism in Eukaryota, Dinophyceae, Suessiales, Symbiodiniaceae. The record is from the annotation of a GenBank genome assembly.